Cuscuta europaea is the source of this 752-nucleotide messenger RNA. The record is from the annotation of a GenBank genome assembly. NCBI's taxonomy places the organism in Eukaryota, Viridiplantae, Streptophyta, Magnoliopsida, Solanales, Convolvulaceae.
UUAAUUUUUACGGUUCAACACCCACUCCCCUUCUCUCUCUCUCCUAAAGUUGAAGUCUGCUUAUGGCCUGCGAUGAACAAUAGAGCUGCAAAGGAGCGACGAGCGACGACAAGCGGCGAUGAACAACGGCAGCGGCAAACAGUAGCAAGCGGCGUCGAGUGGCAAAGGAGUCAAGACGAGCAGCGGUGGCCAGCGGCGAGCAGCGAACAAGCCACGGCGAGCAGCAGCGGCCGGCGACGAGCUUUGUUCAGAUCCGACGGUGAAAUUGAGGCUCGUUAUUCUCACAUCUGCAAUGCCGGAGGGCGAACCUGCGGCAGUGGCGAUUGGUGGUGGUCGGUGGUGGAUCUGGCCAGAUCUACGACGGCGGAGGCCAGAUCUGCAGCAGCGGCUAUUUCAGAGGCGGAUGGCGGCAAGCGGCGACCUUCAGCUGACGAAGGUCCGGUGGCGGUCGACGGUGGUCCGGCGUUCUGUCAGCAGCAGUGUGUUUUCCAAACUUCAGGGGUGUUUUUGUCCAACUACAAAUAAUAACUUCUAUUUGGGGAAUUUUUAACAUUCACUCCUAUUUUGGCAAUUAAAGAUUUAUUUACUCCUAUUUAGAUAAAUCUACCAAAAAAAAUCUUUCUAGCUAGAUGUCUUAUGCUAAGAAUGUCUAGUUGGGUUGUGUUAGACCCCUUUUUAUUUUACCGUGUAACAGGUUGUAUGAUGUGAGUUUUUUCGCACUUAAAAUAAGUAAUAGAAUAGUGGUGUAAGUA